ACUUGAGGCAGAGAAGAGUAGGAGAUCCUGGGGAUCAAGGGUUGCCUUUUCGAGUAGGCAAUGUUUCCCUCAUCCUUGUAGCCUGCCCUCCCUACCAACAAACAUCCGACUGCCUCGAUGCCAUCCCAGAGGCAGCAGGAGCACGUGGAUCAGACACGCGCCUACCUCCGAAUGUUCUGUGGCAGCCUAUGUGGUUUUAGCCUCCUGGUGCUAAUCUGCGUGUCCCCACUGAGCUGGGUGCAGUUCCUGGUGAUCAAGAAUGGCCUUGAGCUUCAAGCGGGACUCUGGACUUCAUGCAACCACGAGCUGUGCUGGAGCCAUGCACCCAAGCCACCAUAUUACCUCCAGUAUUCCAGGGCCUCCUUCCUCCUCUCUGUCCUCACCAUACUCAUCGCCCUUGCCUGGCUCUUUGGCUCUUGCCUCCCUGGAAGAGGAAGCGCGACUGCUCACUUGGAUCUGAAGGUCUCCAUGCUCAGCUUCAGCUCAGCCAUCUGCUUGCUCUUCUGCCUCGUCCUAUUUCUGGCACAAAUUCGCGGGCAUACGAGGGAUACCAUGGAUUCAGAUCUCCUGUGGACCUAUCAUCUUAACUGGUGGGGUGUCUUCUUAUACAUAUUUGCUGGGAUCAUCUCCUUCCUCAACUACAUAACUUCCAGAUCUCCUCCCCUUGAUCAAAAUGCCACUGUGAUUCCCACAGAGAAGUCAAGGCUGGGGAUUGGCCCAGUUCCUACAGCAUUGCCUGCUGAAGAUGAGGGUCAAAGUCUGAGACAGUCUCCUAACAUGGAAGAGAAAAACCUACCAAAUGCAGAAUUAUGAUGGGGAUAGGAAAUGCCAACUAUUGUCUGUCUUAAAAAUGGUGGAGGAGCUAACUGAGUUGAGAAUAUUGUGCGGGUUCUAGGAAACCCUUCUAACAUCAUGUUCAUAUUACUGAAG
Molecule: messenger RNA, 930 nt
Organism: Manis javanica (Malayan pangolin)
Lineage: Eukaryota; Metazoa; Chordata; Mammalia; Pholidota; Manidae
Gene: TMEM202
Product: transmembrane protein 202
Cellular component (GO): plasma membrane
Source: RefSeq, a predicted model, not a curated record